This is a messenger RNA of Salpingoeca rosetta, 573 nucleotides long. RefSeq lists its product as uncharacterized. Lineage: Eukaryota; Choanoflagellata; Craspedida; Salpingoecidae. The record is from RefSeq and is a predicted model, not a curated record. The transcript is spliced from 3 exons. Gene Ontology annotation, molecular function: protein kinase activity; ATP binding. Gene Ontology annotation, biological process: protein phosphorylation. The coding region runs from base 1 to 573 and encodes 190 amino acids.
AUGGCAUCAUGGCUGCUUGAAGGAUGCUCUGAGUGUGAGGACUUGAAGCGUGGCAACGUGCUGGUGUCAUCAUCGCUUCGCGCCAAGAUUACGGACUUUGGGUCCAUUCGCCAGUGCUUCACACGUGACAGAAACCAGCACCAGCAGCGCACAUGUCUCUCUUCCAGCCAUGAUGAUGACCCUCAGUACAGCCAGCAGGCUGGUUUGCAGACGAUGCCGAGCAUAACGCUGACGGCUGGUGUGGGCACGCCACUGUGCAUGGCGCCGGAGGCAUUGGCGGGCGACAAAUACAGCUUUGAGGCAGAUGUGUUCAGCUUUGGUGUGCUGAUGUGGGAGAUGGCGACACGGCGUGUGCCGGAUUUGAUUGAGCAGGAGAAGGGGAGCGAGUAUCGGGGACCGAUCCUCGCCACCAUCAGCAACCUGAUGAAGGAUGGGAAGCGGCUGCGAUUUGAUGAUGGUGAAGAAGAUGCCAUCCCCGAGUGGUUCCAGUCGCUGACGUACAACCGCAUGGCGCAGAAUCCGCGUGAGCGUCCAUCGUUUGGAGAACUCAUGGACCACCACUUUGUUGCUUGA